AUGGAAAUUGAAGUAGAAUCAUGGAAGAUGUACUUCGAUGGAGCAAUAAAUCAUAACGAAAGUGGAAUUGGAGUUCUCUUAAUUUCUCCAAAAGGGACACACAUCCCAUUUUCUGGUAGGCUCAACUUUCCUGCCACCAACAACGCCAAUGAAUAUGAAGCUUGUAUCAUGGGACUACGAGCAGCCCUAGGCCUAAGGGUGAAAGAGUUGGAGGUGUAUAAAGACUCAGCCUUGAUCAUCUCCCAGAUUCAGAAUAAAUGGAAGAUCAAAGAAGAAAAACUGAAGCCUUAUCAUGAUGUCUUCAGAGAUGCUUUAGCAAUCAUGGCAUCCAUGAUGGAUGGACCUAAGGAAGAUGAAACAAGACCGAUAGUGGUGGAACAAAAAGAGGAACCAGGUUAUUGCAUGACAAUAGAAGAAGAUGAAAGAAAGAGUGGAGAAGGUGAAUGGUAUUCAGACAUCCUACAAUACCUCAAGGAUGGGACAUACCCACCAUUUGCAGAUAAGAAUGACCAAUUGACCAUCAGGAAGCUGUCUACUAAUUACAUUAUUUGUGGUGAAAGGCUUUACAGAAGAUCAUAUAAUGUAAUUCAUCUCCUUUAUGUAACUACCAAUGAAGCAUAG
Molecule: messenger RNA, 621 nt
Organism: Quercus robur (English oak)
Lineage: Eukaryota; Viridiplantae; Streptophyta; Magnoliopsida; Fagales; Fagaceae
Exons: 2
Coding region: 1-621 (206 amino acids)
Molecular function (GO): RNA-DNA hybrid ribonuclease activity; nucleic acid binding
Source: RefSeq, a predicted model, not a curated record